Molecule: messenger RNA, 2325 nt
Organism: Linum trigynum
Lineage: Eukaryota; Viridiplantae; Streptophyta; Magnoliopsida; Malpighiales; Linaceae
Source: the annotation of a GenBank genome assembly
CCUCAAACAAAAGGAGAACAUUGAUCCCAACUUUCAAACUGACUCCUCAAUCAGAAAUCACUACCGCAGAAAGAAGAAUGAACCUGGUCCUCAAACCAAAGGGGUUAAUCUCAAAGCCAACAAGAAACCGCUGCAAAUUCUUAGCCCCAAGAAAAAGGAUCGUCAACUGAAGCCAAACUCUACUUCCCUUCCCAUCUCCUUGAAAGCCAUCGAAGAAUUCUUCAUUACGGCUCAGAAGCAGAAAGAGUGCAAUCAAAUUGAACCCGAUGGGAAGACGGAAGACGUAUCGAUGUCGGAAUCCGCGUCCGGUGAAGGCAGCGAAAGAAAUCUACCGGAUGGAAGUUUGGUGGCAUCAAUACCCAGCGCCAGCGAACCCUCCAGCGCUAUCUAAAUCUCUCCUCCUUUUCCCUCCUUUCUUCCUUCCAUCUUUCUUUAUUAUGUAUCGAUCCAACCUAAAAAUUCUUUCUUGGAACGUUUGUGGUGCAGGUGGGAGAAAAUUCAUAAGAGCUAUCCGGCUGCUUAGGGAUGUUCACAAACCAGAUUUCUUGAUUUUUCUUGAACCCAAGAUCAGCGGUGAGAGGGCUAACUCUGUUUGUAGCAGGCUGGGGUUUGAUGAGGUUAUCUGCGUUGAUGCAAAUGGCAGGUCAGGUGGUAUUUGGUUAGCUUGGAGGUCGGAGAGCUUCUCGAUUACCCUCUUGGAUGCCAGCCAGCAACACAUUACUGUGAAAGUAUCUAAAGCUAAUCACCCGGAUUGGUUGAUGUCUGGUAUUUAUGGAAGCCCUAAGUAUAAAUUCCACUCCAUCCUGUGGCAGCAGCUUUUCAAACCAGCAAAGACUGGCAACUUCCAUGGGUGAUAACAGGGGACUUUAAUGCUAUAUAUUCUCCUGACGAAAAGCACGGAGCCAGCUCCUCGCAAGACCUAAGGAGAUGCCAAAGAUUUUCUAACUGGAUGAACGAAGCCAUGUUGUUGGAUCUCGGGUUUUCAGGACCGCGUUUCACUUGGUUCAGAGGAGACUCAACGACUACUCAUAGAGCCAGCUGGAUCGACAGGACCCUUUGCAACGAUGAAUGGAAUCACACCUUCCCCAACACCACAGUUCAGCAUCUUCCGAAAUUUCACUCGGACCAUCUCCCCAUCCUAACUAGCUACACGGGGACUCAAGCGGGGGUUGACACUUCCAACGCCUUUCGUUUUGAGGCUGCCUGGUUACUUCAUCCUCAAUUCAAGGAGUUUAUGUCUGGGAAUUGGGAUAAAGAGGCAAUGCUAACCAACUCACUCAAAGAGAUGGCGAACAAAUUGCAACAAUGGAAGAAGGAAGUUUUUGGGUCAACUUAUCGCAAAAAGAAAAGGCUUUGUGCUAGGCUCCAGGGGAUCACUGAAAGGCUUGCCAACUCCUUCAAUCCUGGACUUCUGAAGCUCCAAAUAAAGCUGGAAAGAGAGCUCGACCUGAUUUUAGCUCAAGAAGAGGUUUUUUGGUUUCAAAGAGCCAAUGAAAAAUGGGUGAGGCUUGGAGAACAGAACACUUCAUUCGUUCAUCAACAAGCUACUAGAAGAAGGAGAAGAAAUAGGAUUCUAACUCUUCGUGGUAGCAAUGGUGAAUGGAUCGACAAUGUGGAGCAACUCCAGGCUAUGGUGGUCGAUUUCUACAGAUUGCUUUAUACACAGGAGGAGGGGGAUCACGAAGACCUGAUGCCGAAAGGAAGUUUUCCUCGACUUAAUCAAGAGGAGAUAAUGAGUCUGUUUCGCCCUUUUCACAUCUCUGACCUACACAAAGCUAUAUUUGAGAUGAAGCCAAUGUCUGCUCCGGGACCUGACGGCUAUCAAGCUAUCUUUUACCAGAAGUUUUGGCCCCUUGUAGGGAAGAAUCUCACUGAUAUGGCUACUCAAUUCUUUGAAUCAGGAAACAUCCCGGAAGAGCUGAUGGAUUCAACUGUCGUGCUGAUUCCUAAAGUAGAUCACCCAGAAACUCCAGCUCAAUUCAGGCCUAUCGGUCUUAAUAAUGUGGCUCUGAAAGCGAUUACUAAAGCUAUGGCCAACAGAUUGAAGCCACUAAUGCCAAAACUAGUGGCGCCUACCCAAAGUGGCUUCAUCCGGGGGAGACAGACUACUGAUAACAUAAUCCUGCUGCAAGAAAUGCUUCACUCUCUUAGAAAUAAGAAGGGUAAGAAGGGAGGAAUUGUCAUCAAAAUAGACUUAGAGAAGGCCUAUUCGUCUCAGUUGGAGUUUCCUGCGUGAUACCCUAAGGGAAAUUGGGCUUCCCAGCACUUGGAUUAGCAGGAUAAUGACCUGCGUGGAGAAAAAUCAAAUGAAAAUAAAUUGGAAUU